Molecule: messenger RNA, 936 nt
Organism: Brienomyrus brachyistius
Lineage: Eukaryota; Metazoa; Chordata; Actinopteri; Osteoglossiformes; Mormyridae
Gene: commd10
Product: COMM domain containing 10
Exons: 7
Coding region: 192-788 (198 amino acids)
Source: RefSeq, a predicted model, not a curated record
AAAACUUUUAACUACUAUUACAACCACCACUACUACUACUAAUAAUAAUUAGUGCAUUUGGAGUGUAAUAAAUGCCUCAACGGCGUUUGCUUUUUCUAGUAGAACAUGAUUUCUAGAACUGCAUCACGGCCCACGUGAUCCAGACCCGGAAGUGCAGGAAAUACCUCUGGGUCCGCAGUUAAACUACCGAUAUGGCUGCAAUUAUCAAAGAAACCCAAAGCAUUAAGGAAGCUGUGACUUACAUCAACACUAUAGACAUUAACAAGUUCACCAGGCUUCUCUCACGGAUCUUUCAGAGAGUUCACCUGAAGGAAGAGAGUCUGUUCAGCAAGGAGGAGGAGGAGAAGCUGCAGAGCGCCCUAUCGCUGGAGAAGCAGGCCCUCAGCCUGGUGCUGGAAACCGUGUCAUUCAUCAUAGAACAGGCUGUCUAUCACAAUGUCAAGCCAGCAUUCUUGAUGCAGCAGCUGGAGAACGUCCAUCUCCAGCCAGACAAGGCAGAGGCCUUCUCGCAGGCCUGGGCCUCAGCCGGCCCAGACACAAUCCACAUGUUCAGACAGAAGAUUUUUGCCCCCAAAAAGCUGGACCACGUCGGAUGGUGCCUCAACCUCCAGAUGGGCCAGUCCACGCAGGCCAAGCAGAAGGCUCCAUGCGCCACGCUGGAGUUCGCCGUCAGCAGCGAGGAUGUUGAGGGUCCAGAGAGGGUCUUUGUACAGUUCAGCCACCAGGAACUGCUUGAGUUCUACAACAAGCUUGAGAUCAUCCAGGCUCAGCUGGAUUCGCUCACCUGAUGGCAAGCUUUUCUGUUUGGCCGUGAGGAACAACAAACGAAUUGCACGCUUGCAAGGAAAAACAAUUUGGCCACCCUGCCGAUUUUUCGAUACGAACUUAACCGUCAAAAAUUCCAGCCAUGCCAUCGCCGUCUCUCUCGGCACAGAU